This is a messenger RNA of Fomitiporia mediterranea MF3/22, 3301 nucleotides long. RefSeq lists its product as uncharacterized. The transcript has 13 exons. The coding region runs from base 1 to 2802 and encodes 933 amino acids. The record is from RefSeq and is a predicted model, not a curated record. Gene Ontology annotation, molecular function: protein kinase activity; ATP binding. Gene Ontology annotation, biological process: protein phosphorylation. NCBI's taxonomy places the organism in Eukaryota, Fungi, Basidiomycota, Agaricomycetes, Hymenochaetales, Hymenochaetaceae.
AUGGUCCUGUUGUUAAGAUCCACUGUCAAGAAAGACAGACCAAAAUUGUUAGGAUGGCAUGAGGCAACUUUCCCAGUUUUGGCAACACCCUUGUAUGCUCACACUUGUCCAAUGAAUCGUCAUGGGUCUGAUAGCGACAGUGAGGCGUCAGAAGAUCAUCUGAACCUCAAGGGUCAGCUCAGUCGCAAAAGGAACAAGUCCGUUUCAACAGGAGCAUACAGGGAUAUCUCCAGAGGCAAAUGCAAUGUAGAAGGACGAGGUAAGAUUAAAGUUGCUAUCAAAUGUCUUCGGUUUUACCUGGAGGAUGAUAUCAAACUGUUGUUUGAGAAGGAGGUUUAUGUCUGGUCAAAGUUGAAACACAACAACAUUCUUCCUCUCCUUGGAUAUGAUUUCAACAAGGCAACAGGGUAUCCAUUGUUAGUGUCAGAGUGGAUGGAUAACAGAUCGGCUUGGGCAUACGUCAGAUUGCAUCCAGAGGCAAACGUGAUGCAUCUGGUCUCAGGGAUUGCACAAGGGCUCGCAUACCUUCACGAAAAAGACGUGGUCCAUUCUGAUAUUAAAUCAGACAACAUUCUCGUCUCGGACAGCAGUGAAGCUCUCAUAUGCGAUUUUGGGUGUUCCCGUAUGCUCGUUGCAAGUCGUACUUUCGUCAACCCCACCUCAGGCCUGAGAGGGACCUCCAGCUACCUUGCAUAUGAGCUUGUAGCAGAACAACAUUCUUCGGGCCAUACAAAGCAGACUGAUGUCUGGGCGUUCAGAAUGACUGUAUUUGAGCUGUUGACUCGAAAACGACCCUUUGAAGGCUUGUCGGACGUUCAGGCAAUAGUGGCAUUGCAAAACUAUAAUUUGCCUGCCUUUCCAGAAGUCUUAGCAACGAAAGUUUCUGCUAAGGAGUCAGAGAUACUGAAAACUAUCUGCUGGUCCUCCUGGAAGCAAAGACCCUCAGAACGCCCUUCAAUGACUGAUGCAUCAGAAUUGUGUUGGCCAGAAUACGUGUACAAAUCACCCGCCUUAUACGUGUCAUCUGCAGAAAGCAACACAGAGAAUCUAGACUCAGUCAUAUCGGGGGAUCGACGCUCCAAACAGAGCCCGACCUUCAACGUCACAAACGUCACACUACCAGGUGCUAGUUCACAGCGCAUCUCACUUGAUUUACUGAAAGCUGUGGGCGGACUUCCGGACUAUGCCUACUCGUCCAGGGCCUCAUUCACUACGGGAUCGCCAGCACGUCCCUUCACUCUGCCUGAUAGCAUCUGCCCGCCUGCGCUUACGCACUUGAGCAAUGCACGUCCCUUCACUCUGCCUGAGAGCGUCUGCUCGCCUGUGCUUACGGACCUCAGCAAUGGCAAGCUUUCUUCGGAUAGCAUGCCCUCUUCCAAUGCUGCAUCUACGCGCAGAGCUCUCUCAAAUUCAGCCGACAGUGCAAGUUCGCCUGGCUACGUGCAUGGUGAGUUUCCGGGACCAGUGGCCAGCACUGUUUCAACCCAAUUGUUGCUCGGCCCGCCCGCCCAGAGCGUAGGCGCCGCACUAGCAACGAUGAUUACGCGAGCGAUGAAGACGAACAGUUCCGCAAUUUCUCCCGACCGUUCGCCGAAGCGCGCACAGGAUGAGCAAAAGCCAAGAAACCUCCUCGUCUGCAACACCUGCGGAGAAGGUGUUCCCUCCCGCGACCCUCAGUCGGGAGGCCUCACUCUCAGGCUCUGGCACAUGCACCAGGAUCAAUGCCGCCUGCAACACGACCCGCGUCCAAUUGCUCUCACGCCCGACACGACUAUGGAGCUUAAGGCGAAUCCGCCUCGCAAGAAGCGUCCGCCUCUGAGGAAGCGUCGUGCAAAGCGCGCAGAAGAGGAGCGCAUUGAAUAUCUGCGUUCGGAUCCUUAUGUGGUUCAGUUCGAGCCUUAUCGUGUCCUUUGUGGUUCAUGCAACAAAUGGGUUCGCCUCCAACCCUAUAGAACUUACUGCUCAAAGCCGUGGGAUGCUCACCGCAAAAGCUGUAUUUCCAAGAAAGCUGCUCUACCUUUUGAUCACCGAUCUCCCGACACAGGAAUCGCACCGCCUGGACGAUCAACAAUGAAUUUGGUAGAACCGUCGUAUAAUACCAAGUCUCAUGCAUCUGCACCUUCCCAUGGCUCGCUCCCUGCACCAGAAGCCUUCGCACGUAUUGCAAAUGGGUUCAGCUACGCCAGGACGGUUCGUUCUGUGCUUAUCAAUGGCAUCGACGCCGCAGCAAGUGCUUGGCACGGUACCAACGUCGACAGGAGAAGGUUCCCGGCUACUCGCCCCAUGGGCCGUAUGACUCGCGUUCUGGCGGUUAUGUUAGUCAUGGUGCAUCCCGCUACAACGGCGACCUGGACGCAGAUGGCUCAUUUGAUGACCGCCUUGAAUCCGAAGACAGACCUUAUUCUCGUAGGAAAAGAUAUGAAAACAUUGAAAGGGCAUCAGGUCAUUCAUACGCGACGCCCCCUCCCCCUCCGUCUGGGAAAUAUAAGCUGUCGGCACAACCAGCAGCAAUGGCUAGUCACUACAAGUACAACGCACCGUCGUAUGCUUUACCGGGAGGCCCCAUCUGUGGACGACAUACGUGACGCGUCAAUGGACGAAGACGCCGGUGGUGAGCACGAUCUGGACGUAGAAAUGGACGAGGAGCCUGGGCGAGACCGGAGACGCCAGUAUGAAUAUGUCCGCCGACGGCCACACGAUAAUCAUUACGGCCGUAGUUCACAUCAGAAUCACCAGCGAGCUGAGGAUACGACAGCAAAAGCUGACCUUCGCUCAGCACGUUUGGCGUUUAUCUCGACAUAGAUGGACUAAGUAUCGGUACUCUGAUAAGCUACCUAAAUGCGGCGGUACCGGCCAACAAACACGACGACUUUGAUGAACCGGAAAUGACACGCGGCGUGGCAGCACUUGCGAAGACUGGUGUGCUCGUCCAGGAAGGCGACAGACUGCGUCCAUCAACUAACUUAGAAAUUGACUUUUGUAAGUAAGCUUUUGGCAUGCUGCACGAAGAGAUGGCAUAAACGCUCAGCAUACUCGGUGAACUCUCUUCCUUCUUACCCGUUUAUAUACUCUCUUUCCUCUCUCCUUUUGUUCUUCCAUCUUGGGCUUUGGAGUUAACUUGGUCAAACACUCACCAUCCCAGCUCAUCUAUGUUUCUAUCUUAUAAGACCUCCAUGGUUCAUUUUCUAUCUUGAAAUACACAGGCCAUGCACCUGCUUUCUGCCUGUCUAGAUGCUUGCCUCAAUUCAUUUCUCACAUUGUACAGUUUACAUUUUAUUUCUGCAUCUGGACCUAAUAUUAC